Molecule: messenger RNA, 2768 nt
Organism: Oreochromis aureus
Lineage: Eukaryota; Metazoa; Chordata; Actinopteri; Cichliformes; Cichlidae
Product: NACHT, LRR and PYD domains-containing protein 12-like
Exons: 10
Coding region: 47-2596 (849 amino acids)
Molecular function (GO): protein binding
Source: RefSeq, a predicted model, not a curated record
UGAAGGAUACAGUGGUGAACAUCGGGUAGCCACUGGUUUUACCAACAUGAAAAGAAUCCAUCAGAAAUCUGGCCCCGAACCUACAUCUGUACCUCACAUAGAAGGUGAAUCCAGCUUUGUGUCCAUGACAAGUGACUGGUCUAUGAAUGACCCCAUUAACUUUAAACGACGAAAGCCCUCUGCUGUUAGAAAAGACGAACAGGACAGCUCAGAUGUUUCCAAUUCUCUGCCUGCCCAGCAACAUCAAACUGAAUUGAAUUCCAUAUUUAAGCUGCUGGAGGACAAAAUAAUAAUUUUUGUGAAAAAUGAGCUAAAGAAAGCACAGAAUGAACUGAAUCCAGAUUACACACAAUCAUCAGAGAGUCAGACAGAGGAUGAGGAGAUGUUGGACAGUGGGGAUAAGGAGCAGAGGAGAAGCAGUAGAGAGGCAUUUCUGAAGAUCACAGUUAACUUCUUGCAGAAAAUGAAACAGGAACAGCUGGCUGCCCGUCUGCUGAGCAAAUACCCUGGUCCAGAUUGUGAAUUAAAAUUUAAAUCGAGCCUGAAAAAGAAGUUCCAGUGUGUGUUUGAGGGGAUUGCUAAACCAGGAAACCCAGCCAUUCUGAAUCAGAUCUACACAGAUCUCUACAUCAUAGAGGGAGGAGCUGGGGACGUCAAUAAUGACCAUGAAGUCAGACAGAUUGAAACUUUUUCCAGAAAACCAGAAACAACAAUCAGAUGUGAAGACAUCUUUAAAUCCUCACCUGAGGAAAGAGAUAAACCGAUCAGAAUAGUGCUAACGAAGGGAGUGGCUGGCAUCGGGAAAACAUUCCUAACACAGAAGUACACUCUUGAUUGGGCUGAAGGUAAAAUCAACCAGGGCACCCAGUUCAUGUUUCCAUUCACAUUCAGAGAGCUGAAUCUCCUGAAGGAUAUAAAGUUCAGCUUAGUGGGACUUGUUCAUCACUUCUUUACUGAAACCAAAGAAGCAGGAAUCUGCAGCUUUGAAAAGUUCAAAGUUGUGUUUAUUUUCGAUGGUCUGGAUGAGUGUCGACUUCCUCUGAACUUCCAUGUCACUGACAACUUGACUGAUGUUACAGAGUCCACAUCAGUGGAUGUGCUGUUGACAAACCUUAUCAGGGGGAAUCUCCUUCCUUCUGCUCACAUCUGGAUAACCACACGACCUGCAGCAGCAAAUCAGAUACCUACUGAAUGUGUGGACAUGGUAACAGAGGUCAGAGGGUUCACUAACCCAAAGAAAGAAGAAUACUUCAGGAAGAAGUUCACAGAUGAGAAGCAAGCCAACAGCAUAAUCUCCCACAUCAUCACAUCAAGAAGCCUUCACAUCAUGUGUCACAUCCCAGUCUUCUGUUGGAUCACCGCCACAGUUCUGGAGAGUGUGUUAAAAACCAGAAAACCAGAACUGCCAAAGGCCCUUACUGAAAUGUACAUCCACUUCCUAGUUGUUCAGACCAAAGUGAAGAACAUUAAAUACGAUGGGAGAGUUGAGACAGAUCCUCUCUGGAGCCCAGAGAACAAAAAGAUGAUUGAAGCACUGGGGAAACUGGCUUUUGAGCAGCUGCAGAAGGGCAACCUGAUCUUCUAUGAAUCAGAACUGACAGAGUGUGGCAUUAAUGUCCAAAUGGCUUCAAUGUACUCAGGAGUGUUCACGCAGAUCUUUAAAGAAGAAAAGGGGCUCUAUCAAGAUAAGAUGUUCUGUUUUGUCCAUUUGAGCAUUCAAGAGUUUCUGGCAGCUCUUCAUUUCCAUCUGACAUUCACCAACUCUGGUAUCAACCUGCUGAAAGAAGAAGAAACAGCCUCAGUGCAGACUGACGAGUCUUCAGUAAGACAGUUCUAUCAGAGUGCUGUGGACAAGGCCUUACAGAGUCCAAAUGGACACUUGGACUUGUUUCUUCGCUUCCUCCUUGGUCUUUCACUGCAGACCAAUCAGACGCUCCUACAAGGCCUCCUGACACUGAAAAGAAGCAGCUCACAGACCAAUCAUGAAACAGUUCAGUACAUGAAAAAUAAACUGAAUGAGAAUCUCUCUCCUGAAAAAACCAUCAAUCUGUUCCACUGUCUGAAUGAACUGAAGGAUGACUCUCUAGUGAAGGAGAUCCAACGUCAUCUGAGUUCAGGUAGCCUGUCCAUAGUUGAUCUUUCUCCUGCUCAGUGGUCAGCUCUGGUCUUCGUCCUGCUGUCAUCAGAAGAAGAGUUGGAUGAGUUUGAUCUGAAGGAAUACUCAGCUUCAGAGGAGGCUUUUUUGAGGCUGCUGCCAGUGGUCAAAGCCUCCAAGAAAGUUCUGCUCAGUGGAUGUAACCUCACAAAGAAAAGCUGUGAAGCUCUAUCAUCAGUUCUCAGAUCCCAGUCCUCUAGACUGAGAGAGCUGGACAUGAGUAACAACAACAUUCAGGACUCAGGAGUGGAGUUGUUGUGUGCUGGCCUUGAAAGUCCAAACUGCACACUUCAAAUCCUCAGGCUUUCAGGCUGUCUGAUCACAGAGAAAGGCUGUGCUUUCCUCAAUUCAGCUCUGAGCUCUAACCCCUCCCAUCUGAGACAGCUGGACCUGAGCUACAAUCAUCUAGGAGACUCAGGAAUGAAGCUGCUGUUGACUUGACUGCAGGAUCCGCAGUGGAAACUGGAAACCCUCAGGAUGGAGCCUUGUGGAGUACAAUGGCUGAAACCAGGUUUAAGAAAAUAUUUCUGUGAACUAAACCUGGAUCCAAACACAAUACACAGAAAACUCAAACUGUCUGCCAACAACAGGAAGGUGGUGCAUGUAGAAGAGG